ACUGCAGCAGAGUAGCACCGCUGUCAGGAAACAGAAGCCCACUACGAAUGCAACUCGCAUAACCAGCUGAACGAGGACGGUUGACCUGCGUGAUUUACCAUGACAACUGAAUCAGGCGCAGACUCGGAGGCCCAGCAGCCGCAGGAGAACAAAGAGUCGGAGAAGGGGAAAGCUAAAGCAGCAUCCCAGCCCAGCCAGGCAGCAGCCGAACCAACUUUGCCUCAGAGCCAGCCGGAGCUGCUUCCCGCCGCCGCAGGACACAGCACCCCGGCCCGGAAAGAACAGGAGCAGCAGGAAGAGGACCAAGUCUCCCACAGGUCAUCCACCAGUCGUCUGUCCAGGUCUCCUUUGAGAGGAGUGAAGAAGGUGAAGAUCAUGCAGUGUAAAGUCACCCUGCCGGACGGCUCCGACUACACACUCAAUGUGGAGAAACGAGCCAAGGGACAGGUGCUCUUUGAUAAAGUGUGUGAUCACCUCAACCUGCUGGAGAGAGACUACUUCGGAAUCACACACAGAGAUGUAGAGAACCAGAAGAAUUGGCUGGACCCCUCCAAGGAGCUGAAGAAGCAGAUUAGGACUGGUCCCUGGAACUUUGCAUUCAACGUGAAGUUUUAUCCCCCAGACCCCUCCCAGCUGACCGAGGAUAUCACAAGGUACUACCUUUGCCUGCAGCUCAGAGAUGACGUGGUUUCGGGUCGUCUGCCUUGCUCCUUUGCCACCCACACAGUGCUGGGCUCCUACACGGUGCAGUCUGAACUGGGAGACUACGACCCCGAGGAACUGGGCAGCGACUACAUCAGCGAACUGCGCUUCGCACCCAACCAGACCAAAGAGCUAGAGGAGAAGGUCAUGGAACUCCACAAGACCUACAAGGGGAUGACACCGGCUGAAGCAGAGAUGCACUUCCUGGAAAACGCCAAGAAGCUGUCCAUGUAUGGUGUGGACCUCCACCACGCCAAGGACUCUGAGGGCGUGGAGAUCAUGUUGGGAGUUUGUGCAAGUGGCCUCCUCAUCUACAGAGACAGGUUGCGGAUCAACAGGUUCGCAUGGCCCAAAAUCCUCAAGAUCUCCUACAAGAGGAACAACUUCUAUAUCAAAAUCCGGCCCGGCGAGUUUGAGCAGUUUGAAAGCACGAUCGGUUUCAAGCUCCCAAAUCAUCGCGCUGCCAAAAGGCUGUGGAAGGUCUGCGUUGAACACCACACCUUCUUCAGGCUGGUAUCCCCUGAGGCGCCCCCGAAGAAGUUCCUGAGCCUCGGCUCCAAGUUUCGCUACAGCGGCAGAACGCAGGCUCAGACCCGCAGGGCCAGCUCCCAGAUCAUCAGACCUGCUCCGUUCUUCGAACGCUCCUCCAGCAAACGCUACAACAUGUCCCGCAGCUUAGAUGGAGCUCCCAUCAUGGAGAACCACGAGACUCUGAUGAAGGACAGCGCUGCGGACGGGGCAGCCAAAGUCAUCGCCAAGGGAGACAUUAUCACCACGGUAACAACAGAGAAGAAAGCAGAGGAAGAGAAGGCGGAGGAGGAGGACGCUCAGAUGGAUGCUGCAGAGACACCGGAGCCCACUGCCACGACGCCAAUCAGACAAGACACAAAGAACUCCCCUCGUGUAUACACAACCGACCCCCUCCGCUCCGAGCUCUCACUCCCCUCAUCUCCCGUGUCAUCCACUAAAGUGCGGCGGAGGCGCAGGGAGAACGCGCGCAAACGAGCCUCGUCAGUCAGUCCAGCCAAGAGCAGCGCUGGGUGCCGCCGCCGGCAAGCCCGCGCCGACCGCAAAGCCGCCCUGCUGGAGGAGCAGGCGCUGCUGCUCUCAGCCCGCAAGCAGAGGCUGGAGCAGGGCAAGGGCCGCGGCGGCACGCUCUUCUCCUUCUCCCUGCACCUGCCUGACCUGUCCUCCAUCCUGGAUGAUGAUGGCUACAUCACCUUCCCCGAUCUGUCAGAGAUGCACUUCCUCCCUGAGUGCGCGCAGAACUUUCUCCCCAUUAAGUCACCCUCACUCAUCCCCUGCUUCCUCUUCAUCUUCUUCUUCCUGCUCUCCACCUCCUUCUCCGUCCCUUACGCCCUCACCCUUUCCUUCCCCCUGGCGCUGUGCCUCUGCUACCUGGAGCCCAAGGCAGCCUCCCUGACCGCCUCCAUAGCCCAGGGCUACCAUGACCAUGACAGUUCAGAGGAAGAGGAGACUGACAGCGAACAAACUGACUUUGCCUUUGAUGGAGAGAUGACUGCCACAGAGUCGGAAGCAGAUGAGGACUCUGAGAUGCGGACUCAGGACACUGAGCCUCCAGCGGAGAUGGUCAAGCACCAAACCAACAUCAGCGAGCUGAAGCGCUUCUUCCUUGAGACCGGCGACAGCACGCCGGGCCUGACAGAGUGGGAGAAGAGGCUGUCCUCGUCCCCCGCGCGCUCAGCCAGAGCAGAUGAAGCACCAAUGAUAGAGCCUCUGGAGCCGCAGGAUACUGAAGAUGAACAGCCUGUAGGAGGUGAGACAAAGGAGGAGGUGGAACCUAAAGCCACUGAGGCGACAGGAUAUCUGGUGAAAUACGUGGUGGAUAGUAUCGUAACAGAUGGGGCCACCUCCACGGGGCCUCACGGGAUUAGUCUGUCAACCACUAUGGACGACGACGUCUUCAUGGACGGCACCCUCAGGGAGGUGGUGGAGAAGACGCCCGACUCCCAGGAAGAAGUGUCGGAGAGGUCGAUGUUGAAGGUCAGCCCCGGAGCCGUCAGAGACGAAGUGUCCCAGGCCAUCAGUGACAAGAAAGGAACGCUCAUUAUCUUGAAGGAGGCGGAGGAUAAAGUGGACACUGAGGGCAAAGAGACGAGUGUCUUGGGUGAAAAAGAGGAGCCUGUCCCUGGAGAGGCUGACACUGAGGAGAAGGAUUUGCUGUCUGCUUCCAAAGAGAAAGAAACUAUCAAAGAAGACGGUGCUGUUGUCAUAGAAACCCAAACCACAGUGGUCAAGACACUGAGUCCGAAGAUCGAGAUAAAAACUGAUGACAUAAAUCAGAUUAAAGGUAUUGACUCGCCCAAAAAGGCCAUGGCGUCGUGGAUUUCUGAGGAGGUGAAGACCGAGGGGUCAGAGGUCAUCAGUGUGUCUGCAAAGGAAGUCCGAGAGAUGAAGACCUGUGGCAGUCUGCAGCAGAAAGCCGAAAUCUUCACCUUUGAAGAAGUCCAGAGCAAACAGUCAAAGUCCAGCGUGACUCAGAUUACAGUUUCUGAAUCUUCGACCUCAUCCUUAGCAGUGUCCACGCUGGGAUGGGUCUCCUCCUCUCAAAAGACAUCGGCUGAUCCAGAGGAGAAAGCGGUGGUUGCCACGGAGACGGAGGCAGCGCCAGCUGAUCUUGAGGUCAGCGAGGCCGGUACCAAAGAGAUGCCUGUGAUCCACACAGAGACAAAAACUAUCACCUAUGAGGCUGCAGAGGUUGACACUAAUGGUGACGCAGACCCCGGGGUGUUGCUGAGCGCCCAGACCAUCACCUCGGAAACCACCAGCACCACGACAACCACACACAUCACAAAGACGGUAAAAGGAGGAAUAUCAGAGACAAGAAUCGAGAAGAGGAUCGUCAUCACAGGAGAUGCAGACAUCGACCACGAUCAGGCUCUGGCUCAGGCCAUAAAGGAGGCUAAAGAACAGCAUCCUGACAUGUCAGUGACCAAAGUAGUGGUACAUAAAGAGACAGAGAUCACGCCAGAGGAGGGGGAGGACUGACCCAGGAGUAACACUGAGGGGCUGUUUCUGUUCAACCUCCCACAAUCCAACAUCCAGAACUCCUCAUAUUACGCCGGGGACUCUCAGAAGACUAGAAAGGCUCCUUACUCUCCAAAUGCUGCAGCUCGCCGCUAGUCGCAACCAUCACCUGCAAAAUAAAUAAAUGCAUUUUGCAUGAGAAGGACGCAAUGUUGCAUUAUCAAACAAAUGGCAAGAUUAUACAGAAAACCGUACGAUUUUAAAAAAGGUUCUCGAUCCAUCUGCACGCCGAAUCCCUGUGUGCAGCAAGCAAACCUUUUUGCUUUCACUGCCUUAUGACUUUGAUGCAUUUUUAUGAUUAUUGAGAAUAAUUAUUGUAGCAACAUUUUAUUUAUGAAAUAAAGCCAUCACUCCAGAAACUUUAAAUUGCCGUAGAUUUGUAUAUGUUAGAGAGCAUUACACUAUUUAACCUUGCUGUAGAAGUGCCAACCUCAUUUGCCAGCAAGCAUCGCCUCACUCACUCAAACAACCCUAUGAUUUUCCGUGAGGUGUGUCACAACAGAAAUCACUACAGCCCAGUACUGUACAUAUCAAAGCUUCCUUAGGAAAAUAGCAAAUUAUCUUUCACAGUUGAUUUUCGUCAUGUCCACUUGAAUUGUGUUUUUCCUUUUUAUGAUCAUUUCAGUAUUUUAUUGUUUCUCAUCAGCUGAUUCCACCACUUGCAACACCUUUUUUUUGGAGGUCUACUUUGGCGAAACGCCAAGGAAUCAAGAAUUCUGUGCAAGAAAUAGAUUUUUAUGUGCCUGUGCAGGCUUUGAAUGUUUCCCAGGGUAGACGAUCGGUUGCACCACAAGUCCCAGGUUUGUGUGACUGUGAGGCGUAGGGCUCAGACUGCCGAGCUCUGCCCAGACUAGAUGCAAAGCCAAAAGAGAUCUGUCAACCCCCGACACACACACACACACACACACACACACACACACACACACACACACACACACACACCGACCGCCACCUCCUGAACAUGUCAGCUGUAUGCCUCCCUCAUCUGUUUAACUGUAUCUGAAUAACCAAGUAUUGUUCAUGUACAGCCACAUUUUCCUCAAAAUGGUGGAAUAAAAGUGGCAAAUGCA
Messenger RNA from Seriola dumerili (greater amberjack), 4820 nucleotides. It is a transcript of the gene epb41l3b, whose product is annotated as erythrocyte membrane protein band 4.1 like 3. NCBI's taxonomy places the organism in Eukaryota, Metazoa, Chordata, Actinopteri, Carangiformes, Carangidae. Gene Ontology annotation, cellular component: plasma membrane; cytoskeleton. The coding region runs from base 100 to 3711 and encodes 1203 amino acids. The record is from RefSeq and is a predicted model, not a curated record. The transcript has 25 exons. Gene Ontology annotation, biological process: cortical actin cytoskeleton organization. Gene Ontology annotation, molecular function: structural molecule activity; actin binding.